CAGCGACAUAUAGGAGCAAUGUGGGUUAAGUACCUUGCUCAAGGACACAUUGACAGAUUUGUCACCCAGUCGGUUUGGGUUUGUUUACUUUUCAGUUACUGGCCCAACAUCUUUCUCCAUUAGUUUUUUUCUUUGUCUGACUUUCACCACACUUUUUAUUUAAAUGUUGUUGUUGUUUUUUAUAUAUUAAAACAUACAAUCUACCUGCAGUGAAGUUGCUCAACAUUUACAUUACAUUGUCAUCUAACAGACUCCCAUCCAGAGCAACCCACAGAAGCAACCAGGAUCAACGCCCUGCCCAGGAGCAUGUCGACAGGUCUCCCACCAGGUCAAAACGGGGACCCAAACCAGUGACCUAUUGGCCACUGGCCCAAGCUCCCAACUGCCAGGCCACCAACCUUCCAAGAUCGCCUCACACUCCUGCCGAAAAAUCAUAAUCUUGAAUCUUGCAUCGUUUUAUAUAUCAACUCAUACACACUGUGCCAUGGCAUCGGUACACCAAAAAUCUGUUCCCAGCUAAUCUGUAUAGCACAGCAGUCAACAUCCUGGACCUCAAAUGAAACUGGUAUACUUUCCUAUUUAUGGUAUUUGUAUUCCUCCAACAGUUUUGAUCAUUUAUAUUGGGCAGACAGACCAGUUCGCCACAUCGUCACGCUGCCACCUGUCUUUUAUCAACCAGCACAUUUGAGUUCUACCAUAAUAUUUGUUGUAAUAUUUGUUAUAUAUUUUCAGGGGGAUGACAUUGGAAUUAUAACUAGCUCUGCACCACACUUCUUAGAUAAAGUCCAAAUAACGUUAUGGGACACUUAAUAGUGACUUGUUUUACUGUACAAAAUGCUAAAUAAAUAGAAUAGGGAAGAAAAUAAGCACUGACCAACCCCCACGCCUCGAUCCAAAGGUUUGCUAUGACAUCAAACCACAAUGCACCGCACUGUUUGCAGUUUACCCGCCUUUUCCAUGGUAAUAUGAAUGGUACGUCCCCUUAUUCAAAUAAAAUACUGGAAAAACGUCAUUUCUGUCCAAUCUCCGCGCUCUGAAGUGACACAAUGGAACCUACGAGGAUAGAAAAGAUGGAGGCAGCGCGCGAGCGCACGCAUAGAAACUUCUACCUCUCUAGCUGGAGGCUGGUCAUCUAUUGUUUCUUAUUAAUUGUUUCUUAUUAAGGAAAAACAAAAAAAGGACAUAAUUAAUGAAGGAAAAUACGUUCAAUACACUGAACGUGGACAAGGGUAGGAAAACUUUAAACGCGUAUUUGAUUUGAUUGUGCGCAAAUUACGCAUCGUUUUCUCUUCAACAACUGAGCUGUUAUGGGAACCCCUCUUUCUGUUGUGAGGGUGUGCUGAAUUUUUACAGCUGCUGUCAUCUUAAGAAUUAUUAUAAAUUUUUUAAUAUGAUGAAGAAGGACAUGAUUUUAAACCUGGCAACUUCCACAAAUUUAAAGCCCAAUCUCCGCGACACCGAGAGCAUCCUCAUCUCCCCGGACCUUGGCCUGCUGAAACUGGCCUCCCCGGAGCUAGAGAGACUCAUCAUUCAGUCCAACGGAAUGGUCACAACAACAUCGACCUCUCAGUUCCUCUACCCCAAGUCCGUAACCGACGAACAGGAGUUUGCAGAGGGAUUCGUCAAGGCUCUCGAGGAUUUACACAAACAGAACCAGCUGAACGGCGGAACGUGCGCUCAAACGAACAGUAUGGACUUAAGCACCAACGUUGCUCCUGUCACCAUACACCUGGACCUACCCGUCUAUACGAACUUGAACAGUUACGGCAAUGGGCCUUUGGGCACCACUGUCAAUUACUCCACAGACACUGUCCCCUUCCCACCACCUCCCUCUCAUCAUUUAGGCUCCACACAACAGGAAGCGCAUUCCCGGCUGCAAUCCUUGAAGGAUGAGCCGCAGACAGUCCCUGACGUGCACAGCUUCGGCGACAGUCCGCCACUGUCGCCUAUCAACAUGGACACGCAGGAGCGCAUUAAAGCCGAGAGGAAAAAGCUGCGGAAUAGAAUUGCUGCGUCCAAGUGUAGAAAGAGGAAACUGGAGAGGAUAUCCAGACUCGAGGACAAAGUUAAGAACCUAAAAACUCAAAACACUGACCUAGCCUCAACGGCAAAUGUACUCCGGGAACAAGUGGCUCAGCUAAAACAAAAGGUUUUGAAUCAUGUGAACAGCGGAUGCCAGUUAUCACCACAUCAAGUUCAAGUGUACUAGUAGCAGGAUGACAUUUGUCAACCAGCAUAAAUAAGCUCAUUAACCUUUUUUUGUUGGCUCUCAAAUAUUUCCACUAUGUGCAUGGAGCCAACGACGUUACAGACUGAAAGGACUUCACUAAUGUACGUUUUUGUGUACUGUUUACACAUUAUUUCUCAUGGGUGUACUUUACAUAGACAGUCCCAAGACUUGACCAAACCAGCAUACCGUCAUUGUAUUACUAUAUCAUAGCCUUAUACUGAAAGUAAAAAGCAUUUGCAUGUUUAUUGACAAACUCGAAUGUUACCUAACAGGGUUGGGCACAUGCCAUUUCUUAUGCAUUUUAACGUUUUUAAACAAGCAUUUAUGAACAGAUUACAUGUACAUUUAUAUUCAAUGCUCCACAGUGUCUUAUUUCAGUGUUUUCUUAUAUUAAUGUGAAGCUGUCAUCUUUUGUUGCACUGAAUAGUUUAUUUCACAUUCCUAUUUUUACUUGGAUUCUGAUAUCAAAUAAACUUAGCUUGAUAAUACUAGUCGCAUGUUUUGCUGUCUGUUGUGUUAAUUUUCUGAUAAAUUUUGAUGCAACAACAACAGAGCAAGAUCCUGUACCCAAUGUCUCCACUGUAGGCCUUUAUACCAGUUGCGUUUGCACAAUAGACUAAAUUAAUGGGUGGGGCACAGUAAGAUAUUGCUCAAUACAUAUUUGGGAAUUCCAAUAAGUUAUAACUUGUGUCCAACCCAACAUUAAAAUCCAAUGAUGUACCUACAUUUGUAGCUUAUUCAAAUCAUAUAUGAUUUCAGAAUAAAAACAUGUUUUUUUUGUACAACAGUUUGUUUAUGGAGUUGCACAACACAUACAGUACCAGUCAAUAGUUUGGACACACAUUUUUCUUUAUUUUUACUAUUUUCUACAAUGUAGAAUAAUAGUGAAGACAUCAUAACUAUGACAUAACACAUGUAGUAACUAAAAAAAGUGUUAAAUCAAAAUAUCUUUUAUAUUUGAGAUUCUUGCCACCCUUUGCCUUGAUGCCAGCUUUGCUUACUUGGCAUUCUCUCAACCAGCUUCAUGAAGUAGUCACCUGGAAUGCAUUUCAAUUUACAGGUGUCCCUUGUAAAAAUAAAAUUGUGGAAUUGA
Molecule: messenger RNA, 3323 nt
Organism: Oncorhynchus kisutch (coho salmon)
Lineage: Eukaryota; Metazoa; Chordata; Actinopteri; Salmoniformes; Salmonidae
Product: transcription factor jun-D
Exons: 1
Coding region: 1391-2209 (272 amino acids)
Biological process (GO): regulation of cell population proliferation; regulation of cell cycle; regulation of transcription by RNA polymerase II
Cellular component (GO): transcription regulator complex
Molecular function (GO): RNA polymerase II cis-regulatory region sequence-specific DNA binding; DNA-binding transcription factor activity, RNA polymerase II-specific; transcription factor binding
Source: RefSeq, a predicted model, not a curated record